This is a messenger RNA of Chroicocephalus ridibundus (black-headed gull), 968 nucleotides long. Its product is annotated as translocating chain-associated membrane protein 1-like. Lineage: Eukaryota; Metazoa; Chordata; Aves; Charadriiformes; Laridae. The record is from RefSeq and is a predicted model, not a curated record. Gene Ontology annotation, cellular component: endoplasmic reticulum membrane. The transcript has 3 exons. Gene Ontology annotation, biological process: protein insertion into ER membrane; SRP-dependent cotranslational protein targeting to membrane, translocation. Bases 12 to 398 code for a protein of 128 amino acids.
UACUUUUUGUAAUGGUGCAUCUUUUGACCCUAACUUUAUCUGUACUCACAUUUGGAUUUGGGCUGGCAAGAAUAGAGAACCCGCAUUUUCCCAUAACAGACGGAAACUUCGAUGUAUUUCCUAUGAGGAUUGGCUGCUUGGGUGCUGUUUGUCUAACUCAGGCCUGGAUGAUGUGGAAAUUUAUAAAUUUUCAGCUGAAGAAAUGGAGAAAGCAUGUUAAGAACCAGAUCCCGAAGAAAAAAAUAGCUACCACAAAGAAAAAACAAACAAAAAAGGAACCAAACAGAGCGAACUUUGUCAAUAGAGCAGCAAAAUUAAAAGUUGGAGAAUCGCUAAGAAUGAGAAUACAAGCUAGUAUCAGAAGACGUUUGACAGAAGACUGUGACUUAAAAAAUUGACACUGCAGAGCUAUUAUUUGGAUGUCUCAUUAUUUCGAUGGACACUAUCAGGUUAUAUUUUUAAAAUAUGUUUGUUAAUAGCCCUACAUUUAUGACAAGAUUGUCCUUGAUCUACCUUAACGCAGUAGUCAUCUCUAAAUUUCACUUAGCUUUAACAAUGAAAACGGAUGAAUUGGUUUGAACUUCUGGUUCUGUGAUCAGAAGUUAUUGCAGUUGUGUAAUAUUUGCAUUACAGACACUUCAGAAGGCUGUCUAAAUUCAAGUUAUCUGUCUAUUCAUUUGUUUUUACAAAAUUAAAAUUCUGUACCAAAAAGAUCUUUACCAUGCCUCUUCCUUCACCAAGAAUUUUUUCUUUAUUCAUCUUAUAUGGAGUAAGAGGUAUGUCUGAAGUAGCCUGGUAAAAAAGCAAAAAUGUUCUAUACGUAAUUUCUUUUUCAAAAAGUUACAGAUUUAAAGUGGGAAAAUUCUGACAGGACAUCACUAAUCUUCUUUCAGUAUAAAGGUGAGACUAAUGUUUAGUAAAGAUGCAAAUUGCGUGCCUUGGGGAAAAAUGCUAGACUGCCAGUUGGA